CCCUUUUCCCCCUCACAUUUCCCACCUUUUUUCUCUCGUUUCCCACACUUUUUUUUCCUCCCUUUUCCCACUCUUCUUCCUCUCACCUUUCCUGCUGUUUUUUCCCCUCACAUUUCCGACCCUUUCCCCCUCACGUUUCCCGCCCUUUUUCGCCUCACGCUUCCAGCCCUUCUUCCCUCACAUUUCCGACCCUUUCCCCCUCACGUUUCCCGCCCUUUUUCGCCUCACGCUUCCAGCCCUUCUUCCCUCACAUUUCCAACCCUUUCCCCCUCACGUUUCCCGCCCUUUUUCGCCUCACGCUUCCAGCCCUUCUUCCCUCACAUUUCCGACCCUUUCCCCCUCACGUUUCCAUCUCUUUUUUCUCUCACCUUUUCCCACUCUUUUCCCUUCACCUUUCCCCCUCAUUCCCUCCCAGGCUCUCCUGUGUGGAGGCAGCACAGGCGGCUCCUCGCUCCGGCGCCAUCAUGGACUGGUUCCACUGCAGUCGCUGCUUCCGCCAGGAUGGCGCCCGCUUCGCCAUCACCAACUGUGGCCACAUCCUGUGCGAGGGCUGUGGGGGCUCAGGUCCCUGCCCAGUCUGUGGCACCGCCUGCUGCUACCUGCCCAUAUCUGAUCAGAUGCGCCCAGAGGAGAAGGUUUUCUUCAAGAACCCAGUGGACCUCGCCCUCAAGCACCUUGCCCACAUCACGCAGGUGUGGCAGUUCCAGAUGGCACAGGCACAACUUCUGGUGGACUUGCACGCGGACAGAACUCGGCGGGUGCAGGCAGAGCUGGACAAGGCCAGAGAGGAGCAGGGGGAGAGGAGGAGGGAGCUGGAGUCGCUUCGCCGGGAGAAUGAAGAGCUGCGCCGCAUGCAGCUCUCCCCAGGCUGGCGCUGGAGCAGCCGCAGCAGCACCCCCUAUCCCUCCCCCACACAUUCAGUCACCCCCCAGCCCCGCCGGCAGCUCAGCAGUCAAGUGGUCAGCCGCUUCGCCCCACUGGAGCCCCCCCAGUCCCACAGCACCCCAGGAUGGCAGGCUGGCAUAGCCUACAGAAAUUCAGGGACCUCCAGCGUAGUGCCCCCCUUGGCUGGGACAAGCGAGGGACAGGGCUCUGCUCGGCGGCUGGCGAGGGGCGGGCGCUCCCAGUGGGAUCUCAACCCACGGCCAUAAAGGACAAACAGAGAUCUCUGACGGGAUCCGAGGCUCCUGAACAGCAGCUCCGGGGGUUCCCUGGAGAUGGCUGGGGGCAGUAGUUGUUAAAAAGGAAUAAAAAAAAAU
Messenger RNA from Agelaius phoeniceus (red-winged blackbird), 1259 nucleotides. It is a transcript of the gene RNF212B, whose product is annotated as ring finger protein 212B. Gene Ontology annotation, molecular function: SUMO transferase activity. The record is from RefSeq and is a predicted model, not a curated record. Gene Ontology annotation, cellular component: synaptonemal complex. NCBI's taxonomy places the organism in Eukaryota, Metazoa, Chordata, Aves, Passeriformes, Icteridae. Gene Ontology annotation, biological process: reciprocal meiotic recombination; homologous chromosome pairing at meiosis; protein sumoylation.